GUAUGGUAAUGAAAUUCUGGUGCCCAUUGGUCUGGCAUGGUUACCAUAAUCGUUUGAUGAUGCUAAAGAUGUGAAAACCUGUAUGGUUUGUGGUGACACAUAGGUGCAGACAUUUGUAUAAAUAAUUAAGCCUUCUGGGUUGAGGUGGUUGCUCAAAAGAAAUUUGGUUGAGUGGUAUUCACGUCAAAGCAGACUCUUUGAAGGAAUUAUAUUCCUUCAAAGCUGACAUCUGCUCGGUGCUUUCAAUUAUAGUUGCACAUGUCUGCACUGGAGUGAAAGGUAAGUGCAUCUCAUGAUUAUAGUGCUAUGAUUUUAUGUCUUGUUGAUGCACAUUAACUUGAAUUUAACAUGAAACUUUCUGUUUUGUUUGUUUGGUUACAGACAGCUCUGAGCGCAGUUUAGCUGUUAUGACAGAAACCGAUUGGCAGAUAGAAAACAUUUCCUAUCCGGACGAAGAGUUUUGGUAUGGAAAUUCUUCCCGAAGCUAUUCCUUUGAUCUUCCUUCAGGACUAGAUAUUUCCAAUGUUAUUGGAAUAGUCUCAGUAUUAAAUCCUGCUGUCUAUCAAGAAGUGUAUUUGUGUAACGUCACCGAGCUGGGUGCAGUGAAAUGCAACCAGACCACAGUACACUUAGGGACAUUCAACAUCUCAGAUGUGGAUGUUCAAUUCCUCAAAGGCCCGCUGGUUGCACGCAUCAUGCCCUCUUUCUACAUCCUUGUCUUGCUCAUUAGUAUGCCCCUAAACACAUUGGCCUUGGUGACAUUUACCUGUAGGAUUCGAGCAAAGAAACCAGCUGUGAUCUUCAUGUCUCACCUGGCGUGUGUUGACCUGCUCUUCACCCUGCUGCUGCCUCUGAAGAUCCACUACCACCUGAAUGGUUCAGAUUGGGUGUUUGGUGAGGUGGCGUGUCGUGUUGUCAGCGCGGCUUACUACUGCUACAUGUACUGCUCUAUACUGCUGAUGAUGUGCAUGAGUGUGGACAGACUGGUGGCCGUGGCGUUUCCUGUCCCUUCUCUAUCCUGGCGGAGCACCAGGAAUGCCACAUGCAUAUGUACACUGGUCUGGCUGCUGGCAUUUGUUGGCACAGUGCCACUUCUCUCUGUAAGGCAAACGUUCAAUAUCGAGAAUGUGGGCAUCACCUGCCAUGACGUCCUGCAGCACACGCAGUUGUAUGUGUAUCAGUUCUCCAUCCUCUCCUGCCUUUACUUCUUCUUGCCACUGGUCUUUACCUUGGUGAGCUACUCAUCCAUAAUAUAUGUGCUCAAUGCCAAGCCUGACCACUUAGCAACAUCAUCAUCAUCCUCAGGCAACCGAAGGAGAGCUGUGAUUAUGGCUAUUGCUGUGCUGACAGAGUUUGUGGCGUGCUUUGCACCAACCAAUGCCAUCCUGUUGUACCACUGUGUUCGUUUAGCCACAGGAGGCCACAGUGAGGAGGGGAAAUAUUACAUGUUGGCUGUAUGUGCAGGAAGCUCAAGUGUUUUCUUGGACCCUCUGCUGUACUACUACGGCUCAUCUCAGUGCAGACAGCAGAUCAGCUCUUUAUUUUGGUGGAGAAAGACAAAAAGUGCACCCACACCAUCAAAAACACGCUCUCAGUCAAAAUCAUCUCACUUGAGCUGUGAGUACAGUCAGGCUCAGAUGAAGGUGUGAAAUGUAAAGUAAAACAGCUAAUGAAAUAAUUAGUUUACAUUUUUCCAGUGAUUGUGUACACUUUAAUAUUUGUAUUGUUGGUCAUUGUGCCAUUGACAGGAAACUGGACAUUUUUAUCUGGCCAGAAACUAUCUGGCCUGAUUCACAUUAAAGCAAGCAUUAUAGCAGUCAUAGCAGUAUAGCAGUUAUAAAUAUAACACACAGUCAAAAAGAAAUUGUAUGUGUGUGUGUUGGCCAUGUUUUGCAUUUUGGGGACCAAUUGUUGAGUUUAUUUCGAAAUAACAGAGGUGUCAUGUAAAGGAUGACUAGUCACCGAUUUCUGUUGCAAUGUUUAGAAGUGUAACUUCCCCAUUGCAUGGAAAUCUAUUUGCAGAUCUGAACAUUUUUUUAAAGGGAUAGUUCACCCAAAAAUGAAAAUUGUCUUUUCAUUUAUUUACCCUUAUGCCAUCCCAAAUGUGUAUGACUUUCUCUCUUCUGCAGAACACAAAUUAAGAUUUUAUUCAAAAAUUGCUCUGCUCUUUAGGUCCAUCCUAUGCAAAUGAAUGAUGGCCAGAAAUUUGAAUAUCCAAAAUCCAAGUCAUCAUAAAAGUUAUCCAUUAUACUUCAGUGGUUAAAUCCAUAUCUUUAGAAGCAAUGUGAUAGGAGUGUGGGUGAGAAAAAGUCAAUAUUUAAAUAAUUUUUUAUCAUAAAUCGGCACAUUCACAUUCUUGUUCUUUUGUUUUAUGUUGAUUUCCAUUCUUCAUGCAUGUCUCCAACUACUGCUUGGGGCUUGUCAAAAGAGGAGAUUUACAGAAAAAGAAAGGACUUAAAUAUUGAUCUAUUUCUCACCCGCACCUAUCAUAUAGCUUUUAUUCUGCACUGAAAAUGUUUUUAGUGUGAGUUUACAGUACAUUUCUGGCUACUAGUUGCGUGACUUUCACAGUAUAUUUUACAGUAGUAUUAUUACAAUUAAAAAACUGUAUACUGUGACAUCACAAUGAACAGAACCAAGAAAUUACUGUAAUGUAGCAGUGCUGUGUUGUAGAAAGUUUUUUUUUUUACAACAAAUGUUGUAGCACAUCAAAAAGUUUACCUAUAUAGCUGAUGGAAACGCAAGUGUCGACAUAAUAUUUUCCUGUUGAACUCUAGUGCAUAAAUUCUAUGUCGAUAUUUUAAAUGUUGCAAAAAACUGGUUUGGAAACACUUUUUGUCUAGAAAAUUGCUAUUAAUGCAACAAUAUAGUGUCACGUGACAGAAUUUACCCCAAUCAUUAGCCUGUAUUAAUCAUGAGGAUAAGGUAUACAUCCUUGAAAGCCAAUUUAUUGUACGUGAAGCAUUACUCACACGGUUAUGGAUUGGUCUUAACGGCAUAUAUGCACAGAUCCGAUACUGCAAACACAUCUGCAUCAUGACACUUCCAGGAGUGCCAACACAAAUAUCUCGUAUCAUGCACUUGUCAUCGACACAGAGAAAAAAAAUGAAUGGCCACUCUUUCUGAUUAAUUUAAUUGAGGUAGCCAUCUGUUUAUUUAUGAAAGUUGCUUUACCACACCAUUCAAAAUAAUAGACGGCAGUAUUAGCCCAUAAUACAAGAAGGAUAACGCUUUAGAUUACAGCCCGGAAUUUGCAGUGCAAGUACACUGAAUUUACAGCCUUAUACUCUGCUAAACAACAAUCUUACUUUAAGAGCAAUUUAGCAAGAACAUACACAGCAUACCUUUUUGUAAUAAUAGUGUACCUACACAUAUAGGCUACUGUAGGUAUUAUAACCACGGGGUACAUACUCUCAUUACAGGAUACAUGAGGUUUUUUUAUUUUUCUUCACUAUUGCCAUCUGAUGGAGUUUUGGUUCCUUGCCAUUGUCACCUUUAGCUUGCUCAUUGGGGGCUUAAAUGACUAUUAAUAUUCAGAAAAUAUUAUCAAACUAUCUGUAUUGACCCUAUCGGAUGAGAACACAAAACUUGAACUGAACUGAGCUGAAUAAUUACAUUACAGUAUUGAGCUGCUUUAUAGAUGAAAUUGAAGUAUUUUUCAUAAUUGAUUAAUUUUUAAACAUUACUUUUAUUUUUCUGUUUAUUACUUUGAAGAUGAUUUGAAACAAUCUGUAGCAUAUGGUAGGUUAUAUAGUGGGAAGGUACACAAUUAACGCUAUAUGCUCAUUUCUGUUUGAAAAUGGCUUGAGGGCAGAUUUAUUUUGCGAUAUUAUAUUAUAUAUUAUACAUAUGGAUUAUAAGCAACAUUUAAUGGGAUAGUUCACCAAAAAAUUUUAACUCUCUCAUUAUUUACUUACCCACACGCAUCCCAGAUUUGUUCAACUUAGUUUAUUCUGCUGAACACAAAUUAAGAUUUUUAGAAGAAUAUUUCAGCUCUGUAGGUCCAUACAAUGCAAGUGAAUGUGACCAAAACUUUGAAGCUCCAAACAGCACAUAAAUGUAGCAUAAAAGUAAUCCAUAUGGUUCCAGGGGUUAAAUGACUUUGAAAGUGAGAAACAUCAAUAUUUAAUUUGUAUUUUUUUUUACUGUAAAUGUUCACUUUUACAUCUAAAAGUCACAGGGCACCUCUUUAGUUUUUCUUUUCUUUCAGAUGUGAAAGUGGAGAUUUAGAGUACAAAAUGACUUAAAUAUUGAUCUGUUUCUCACCCACAUCUAUCAUAUCACUUUUGAAGACAUGGAUUUAACCACUAGAGUCAUGUGUAUUAAUUUCAUGCUGCCCUUGAGUACUUUUUGGAGCUUUAAAGUUCUGGCCACCAUUCACUUGCAUAGUAUGGACCCAACAGUGCUGAGAUAGUCUGAACAAAAACAAAUAAUUUUAGAAGCAGAGUAAAGGCAUACACAUCCUGGAUGAGGAUGAGUAAAUGAGAGAUUUUUCAUUUUGGUGUGAACCAUCCUUUUAAUAUUAAAAUUGGUGUUUAAUAAUUUUAAUGCCCAGUGUAUUUAACAUUAAUUAUAAAUGUUACUUUAUUGUUCUACAUGCAUGCUGUUUAUUAAACUUUAGAGUUUAAAUGUUCUUAUUGCAUGCAUUUAUAUUCAUCCAAAAAUA
Molecule: messenger RNA, 4666 nt
Organism: Xyrauchen texanus (razorback sucker)
Lineage: Eukaryota; Metazoa; Chordata; Actinopteri; Cypriniformes; Catostomidae
Product: proteinase-activated receptor 1-like
Exons: 2
Coding region: 408-1649 (413 amino acids)
Biological process (GO): phospholipase C-activating G protein-coupled receptor signaling pathway; positive regulation of Rho protein signal transduction; blood coagulation
Cellular component (GO): membrane
Molecular function (GO): thrombin-activated receptor activity
Source: RefSeq, a predicted model, not a curated record